Molecule: messenger RNA, 778 nt
Organism: Hyposmocoma kahamanoa
Lineage: Eukaryota; Metazoa; Arthropoda; Insecta; Lepidoptera; Cosmopterigidae
Exons: 2
Coding region: 1-714 (237 amino acids)
Source: RefSeq, a predicted model, not a curated record
AUGGCGAGUGAAACAGAUGAUCUCGACGAAAAUAUUGAAAAUCUGAAAGCCACGGUGAGGAAGUCAUUCGCCCGUAUCUAUGCAGCUUUAAAAGCAAGGGAAUUGAAAACUUUGCGGCAACUCGACGCCCUUCGUAAACAAUGCGAAGAUGACAAAGACUUGAUGAAGAAUUGUGUUCAAAACAUUCAUAUAAAGUACGAAAACGAGUCCACAUUGUUAGAAAAUGUAAGUAAUUAUGGAAUAAUAGAUUUUGAGAAGCUUAAUUUUGAUAGUAAUACAUUUACACUGGAAGACUACGUCAGCCCUAAUGACGAUCAUAUGUACUGUUAUAAGACUAUUGAAGAGUUGACUAAGGAGGAGGAUAACAAGGAGAUGGAGGCUAUUGAAGAGGCUGCCCUAAAAGAAAUUACUAGAACAGAUCAUUGUGUGUGUUAUGUUAAUAUUCGAACUGAGGAUGUGUCAAAGAAGUUUAGGUAUUUGGAUACAAAUACCUCAUCAGAAAAAGUUCGAGACGAAGACGUCAUUGAUGGCAAAGAGGCUGAAUGUGCAGAGGUCAGUGAGACUAGUGUGGAAGAAAAAAGUGAAAAUUCAGAUGAGGAACUUAAAAAAAUAGACCCCACUGAUGAUUGGUUAAAUUCCAUCAAAGGUCAGACUGAGACCGAGCCGUCACAGGUGACUGAUGUGAUGGAACACAGCACUAUAACCUGCUCAUAGCAAUAAUGUCAAAAUAGCGGCUUUACUUACAUUUUUUACUUAAAUAAAUUUUAUAUCUUAUUUU